AUGUAUGCUAGAUGUGGAAACCUCGAUGCAGCUAAGUCAGUUUUUGAUACAAUUCAGGGAAGAGAUGUCAUAGCUUGGGGUUCCAUGGGCGCUUGCCAAAAUAGGAAAUUUAAGGAGGCUUUGGAUUUGUUCAAAGCAAUGGAGGUUGAACGAUUGGAGCCAGAUUCCACCAUUAUGGUGAGUAUAAUCAAUGCCUACACGGGUCUAGAGAGUGCAAAGUUGGGGUUUCAGAUCCACGGGCACGUUAUUAAGAGUGGAAAUGGAUUGGAUGUGUAUAUCAAUUAUGCUUUGUUAGAUAUGCAUGCGAAAUUUGGGUUACCAGAGUUGGCUGGUGCUUGGAUGAAGCAUAUAAUUUCAUUGAGAGCAUGCCGGGCAAACUUGACGAGUGUUUGGUUGUGUUUCUUGAGUUCAUGUAGAGCUCAUCGUCAGUUAGAGCUGGGAGAGUUAGCGGCCAUUUGUCUUCUCAAACUAGAUCCAGAAAGAAGAGGAAACUAUGUGCAGCUACUAAAUUUAUAUGGAGAGGCCGGAUUGUGGGAAAAGGCAGCUGAUUUGAGGGCAUUGAUGAAAGAAAGAAGAUUGAAGAAGAGUCCUGGAUGUAGUUGGAUUGAGGUGAAAGAUAGGGUUGAUGUAUUCUCUUCUAGGGAUUCCUCCUCUCCAUGGACGGUAGAAAUCCAUGCUACAUCGAAGAGUCUUAAGAGAAUCAUGGAUGAUGGUUGUCAUGAAAUUAUCUCCAUUUUAAGUCCAAAAACUAGGAAAGCAAAGAAGAGUCUUGGAUGCAAUUGGGCUGAGGUGAAAGAUGGAGCUCAUAUAUUCACACUUCCGGGGAUUCAUCCUCUCCGUGGAUGGAAGAAAUCCAUGCUACAUUGA
Molecule: messenger RNA, 867 nt
Organism: Magnolia sinica
Lineage: Eukaryota; Viridiplantae; Streptophyta; Magnoliopsida; Magnoliales; Magnoliaceae
Product: pentatricopeptide repeat-containing protein At2g40720-like
Exons: 2
Coding region: 1-867 (288 amino acids)
Biological process (GO): RNA modification
Molecular function (GO): RNA binding; protein binding
Source: RefSeq, a predicted model, not a curated record